CGCUGUAGCGGGGCGGGGGGCGGAGGGAGAAGGAUGAGAAGGGGGGCGAUGCCCCGCGCCGAGCACAGCCCGCCGCGGUGCUGAGCCGGCGGGGCUGGAGAGCAGCGGGACAUGGUACUGGAGCCUCCCCGGACGCUUCCCGGGUGAGGAGCCGGAGCGCGGCGGCGGCGGCGGGGAGAGGCCACGGCGAGGGAGCCCCGAGGAUCCGGCUGGGGAGCCAUGGGGAGAUGCAACGGGCGGUGCACGCUGGUGGGAUUCUGCUGCCUGCAGCUGGUCGCGGCGCUGGAGAGGCAGAUCUUUGAUUUCCUGGGAUACCAGUGGGCCCCGAUCCUGGCAAAUUUUUUACACAUCAUGGCCGUUAUUUUGGGCAUUUUUGGGACCAUCCAGUACAGAUCCAGAUACCUCAUGAUGUACGCGGUGUGGCUGGUGCUGUGGGUCGGCUGGAACGCCUUCAUCAUCUGCUUCUACCUGGAGGUCGGGCGCUUGUCACAGGACCGAGACUUCAUCAUGACCUUCAAUACCUCACUGCACCGCUCGUGGUGGAUGGAGAACGGGCCGGGCUGCCUGGUGACCCCCGUGCUCAACUCCAACCUGGCGCCCGAGGACCACCACGUCAUCACGGUCAGCGGCUGCCUGCUGGACUACCAGUACAUCGAGGUGGUGAGCAGUGCCACGCAGAUAUUCCUGGCGCUCUUUGGGUUUGUCUACGCCUGCUACGUCAGCAAAGUGUUCCUGGAGGAGGAAGACAGCUUCGACUUCAUCGGCGGCUUUGACUCCUACGGGUACCAGGCACCACAGAAGACGUCACACCUACAGCUACAGCCGCUCUACACGUCCGGGUAACCUCCUUCUGCCCUGGAUCCGGCCCCAGAGCCAGCGGUGACAGGACCCCCCUGGAGCCACCACACCCUCGAUGACACAACCCCUGGAGAGGGGGAGACACCCCCAGGAGCACCCCACGACACCCCAGAACGGAGCCAGGAGCUGCACAUCUGUCCCAGCCUGGAGGCCUCCGAUCCCAAACCGCUCCCAGCAGGAUGUGGGGGGUGGACACAGAGGGAUCCCUCCCAAGCUGUGCCACCCCUCUGGGCUCCAGCACCCCCGGGAUGGGGACAGGGGGACACGCAGGAGGUGGCAAUGCUCACAGGACACUCUUUGUUCUGUUUCUCCCAGCCUGGCUCUCCUUGGAGCAGAGGGGCCCUUCCCGGUGUGCCGGGAGCCCGGAGUGGGAGUGGGGCAAAACCAACCAGUUUGGAGCAAACUGGGACCAGGGGCAGGGGACAAACACUGCUCUGGGGACAGCAGGGCACACAGAGCAGCAUCGGCCUCCGUGGGGUUGGGACAAUUUCCUGAAACUCUGGAUUUGGGGGUCGGACUGGCUCCAAAAACAGGGGAUCUGCUCACAGAAGGAAUUUUCCAGGCCCCCCCCAGUUGGAUGAAACAGCAUUGAAGGGGCUUGGUCUGGGAUGAAGAGGAGCCUCGAGGAGCUGGAGCUGGACAGCAGCAUCUUUCCUGGACCCCCCAAAUCUGGGGACAGGGGAGGACACACAGCACCCCAAAAACCCCCCUGCCAGCCCCUUCAUCCCUCCCCCAUUCCUGGGGGGACCUCUCCAACCCGGCAAUAGCGACGCUGCUUUUGGUGCAGCCCCUUUCUGGCUGUUUUAACAAAUCUAAUGAAUGUUUUGGGUUGGUUUGUUUUUUGGUUUGGUUUUUUUUUUUUAAUCAUCGGUUUGGGUUUUUUAUUUAAUUUGAAGUGCCUGAGUAGACUCUGGCUGAGCCCCUCCCGAGGCCAACAUCGUGCCUUCAGCAACACUGUGCCCCCACCAGGGCUGCCCCUGUGCCCCCCAGCCUCUCACCCAGGGGCCUCCCUCCAGCCCCUUCAUCCACGGGGGGGUCUCGGUGGCAAAUUCAUCAUCAGCUCCAGUGGCAGAAGAGGGAUGUUGGCACGAGGGGAAUGUUUUUGGGGGGGGUGGAAUGUGGGAGGUGUGUUGGGCAGCAAAGGAAAACGAGCUGGGAAGGAAAAGCCUCAAAAGCAGGAUCCAAAAAACAAGUUCCCUGAAACAUCCCAGCUCCACCAGCCCUGUUGUUCUCUUUUAUUUUUUUCCUGGAGGUGGGAUGAGGCUCCUUCAGGAUCCCUGGGUCUGGCCCCAAGCCCACCCUUCGCAUCGGGGAGCAGGGGGUGUCAGAUGAAUUCCAACUCCUGAGUGUUUGUCCUUCAGUUCUGGGGUAUUUGGGGACUUUUUGUUUCACCCUGGAGUGAUUUUUUCCAGUGAGGUGAAGUGCCACCACCCCGAGCUGGGAUGAGCUGCAGCCACCCCACAGCCCCUGUGCCGCCUCCAGCCGAGCUGUGAACUCUACAGGCAAUAAUUUAUCCACCCUUUCUCCCUCUUUUUACUGAGAAAAACCGUGUUUUUCAGGCAAUGCAUCCCCCCUCGUCCCCCAAAACACAUCCCCAUCCCCAAGGGCUGCCCAGCCCCAGGACCAGCAGCAUUUUUGGGGUUUAUUUUCCUCUCCAGGACAAAGGAUCCUCUCGCUGACCUGCCAUGGGAUGGGAUGGGAUGGGAUGGAACUGGCAGACACUCCCCUGCUCCAAACCCUUCUCAAAUCCAUCAGGAAGCAGAAGGACAAGGUUGCUGGCCUCUAAGACUCUUGGAGAGAGCUCCCUGCCCCGGGCUCGGCGGGAGCCAGGCACCGGCGCUCCGCCACCUUCGCUUUGUUCUUUUCUUUCCGUUGGCUUGGUUUUCUAUGAGCCUGUAUUUGUAAUGUGAACCCAGGAUUUCUUUUCUAUUCCGUAAUUAUAAAAGUCGAAGGAAAGUUUCA
This is a messenger RNA of Chiroxiphia lanceolata (lance-tailed manakin), 2820 nucleotides long. It is a transcript of the gene NKAIN1, whose product is annotated as sodium/potassium transporting ATPase interacting 1. The coding region runs from base 220 to 843 and encodes 207 amino acids. Lineage: Eukaryota; Metazoa; Chordata; Aves; Passeriformes; Pipridae. The record is from RefSeq and is a predicted model, not a curated record. Gene Ontology annotation, biological process: regulation of sodium ion transport. The transcript has 7 exons.